Cryphonectria parasitica EP155 is the source of this 2853-nucleotide messenger RNA. RefSeq names its product TFP11-domain-containing protein. Gene Ontology annotation, molecular function: nucleic acid binding. The coding region runs from base 1 to 2853 and encodes 950 amino acids. Gene Ontology annotation, cellular component: U2-type post-mRNA release spliceosomal complex. Gene Ontology annotation, biological process: spliceosomal complex disassembly. The transcript is spliced from 2 exons. Lineage: Eukaryota; Fungi; Ascomycota; Sordariomycetes; Diaporthales; Cryphonectriaceae. The record is from RefSeq and is a predicted model, not a curated record.
AUGCGUGCUUUCGAUCCGUCAAAAUUCAAGGCCUCAGCAGCGGACUACUCCUCAUCCGACUCCGAGGACGACGACGACGACUUUCAGAAGCCCUCGUUGGACCCCCGUGCAGACGAUUUCGCCGACUUCAACCCUCGAAAGCGCCGCAGGACCGGUCAAGAUGGCAAGGAGAGCGCUGCCUUGGGCGUUUUCGGCUCUGAUAGUGAAGAUGAGGGGUCCUCGCACCGCUUCAAGCGCAAGAACCUGCGGACCAAGGGCAUGAGCUUUGUCUCGUCCGCCGACAACGCGCCAAAAGGCUCGGACGAUGAGGAUGUGGCGGACGAUGAUGACGAUGAGGAGGAAGAGGACGGCAAGUGGCCCAGCAUGGCAGGAAAUAUGGAAGACGAAGAUGAAGAGGAGGAAGAUGAUGGAGAUGCCGCGCCCGGUAUUGGGCUUGGAUUCAAGCCAUCUGGAGGCCUGGGCAACGGAAACACAACACAAGGAAGCCGAGGUGCUACGAAAUCUUUCCUCAAGUCCAAGUUCCAAGACGACAACCCACUCGGCCAUGGAUUUGUACCCUCUUCCGAUAACCAACCUGUACUCGAUACCACGAUGGCUAGCACACCAUCAAAGCCUCAGGUGGCCAGACCUAGCGCCUUCUCUACGAAAGGGGGCAAGACCAAAAUCAACGCAAGCUCAUUUGGUGCUCGGAUGAUGGCCAAGAUGGGCUACCAGGAGGGACAUGGACUCGGCGCGAGAGGCGAUGGCCGGAACGUCAUCAUCGAACAGAAUCUCCGUCCUCAGCGUGCCGGUCUAGGUGCCGUCAAGGAGAAGACAGAACAGGAGAGGCAGGAAGAGAAGCGACAAGCCAGGUUGCGAGGAGAGGUGGUUAUUGACUCCGAUGAGGAGGAGAAAAAGAAGAAAGCCGAGCGGAAGAGGAAAAAGGCAUUGGUUGGUGGUCUACAGAGUGGGUCCGGAAGCGCUGCAAGCACCCCAAGGAGACAGCAGAAGCCCAAAUACAUGACAAUGGACGAAGUCAGGAAAGCGGCGCCUGGUCUCAACAUCCCGGAUGCCUUCACCCCGAUCUUGGACCUAACAGGCCCUGGUGGGGCCAAGAAGAUGUUGACCUCUUCGUCCGGACUGAUGACACCAACUGGGGGCGCUGCUGAAGAUGACGAUGAUGCUCAGUCCAAAAAGUUGGUCAAGCGCGCACAGAAUGAUUUCAUGGCCAUCCUGGAGGAGUGGCAAGGUCUUCAAGAACGCAAAGCGUUUGCGGAACUACAACUACGACAAGAGCAUCAGGAAUUGGAAGAACUCGAAAAAGGCGUCGAAAGCCACCAGCUGCUCGCUUCAAUCUUCGACGAACUUCUACGGCUGGAACACGCAGAUGAGGACGUUUUCUUGAACGGCGGGGAUGAUACGAGGCAGCGAUGGGAUCAGGUCGUGGGACUGCUCCAGAAAGCGAACGAAUCAACAUCUGCCUUGACAGUCCAGUCUGUGAAGGAGGAGAUGGCGGCGACGGCUGUUUCUGCUCUGCACCCAAUCUUGAAAGAGAUGGUAGAAAACUGGAACCCACUGCAGAGCUCAAGGGCUGAUUAUGCUGCCGAUCUCAAAUCCAUCGGGGGUCUCUUGGGCUUGGAAAACGCUGCGGUCAUCCCACAAGCGCGAGCAUCUGCCACCCCCUACGAGAGUAUGAUGUACAAGAUAUGGCUCCCUCAUGUCUCUCGAUCGGUACGCGACUGGAAUGUCAGAGAUUCGGAUCCCAUGAUUGCUGUCUACGAGGCCUGGCACUCGGUUCUGCCUGGCUUUGUCAAGACAUACUAUCUGGAACAGGACAUUGUGAGAAAACUGGAGGACGCCGUUGCCAAGUGGGAACCGAAGCGGAAGAAGCACCACAGCCUACCGCAUCUCUGGCUCUUCCCAUGGCUUCAGCAUUUGCCUUACCACCAUCUAGACCCGAAGAGCUCCACCGGCUUGGUAGCUGACGUGAAGCGGAAAUUUCGGCAGCUGAUCGAUGUAUGGGACUUCGACCGCGGGGUCAUUCCAGGCCUGAAAGAGUGGAAGAAUGUCCUACGGCUGAGCAAGGCAAACGACCAGUGGACACCGCUUGUCCUGAACCACAUUUUGCCCAGCAUGGCGCGCUACCUGCGCAAGAACUUCAGUGUACAGCCCAGCGACCAGGAGCCUUACCUCCAAGUGCUGACUGGGGUGCUGGAGUGGCGGCACGUCGUGUCACCGACCAUGGUCGCAGAGGUCAUCGCCGCAGAAGUGUUCCCGAAGUGGCAUGACAUCCUCUACCAAUGGCUCGUUGACGAGGAUGUCAGUUACGAGGACAUUGCCCAAUGGUGCGAGUGGUGGCAUGACGCAGAUGGGCCGCUUCCAGCCGAGAUCAGGGAUACGGGCUCAGUCGCCUCGGAAUUUGAAAAGGGCUUGCACACCAUCGAGCGCGCGCUGGACCUCUUUGAUCUCGGCGAGGACCCGAAGGCCGCAUUGGCACCGCCCACAAGCAGCCCUGCUUUCACACAGCAACCACCAACAAACGGUCAGCGCCAGCAGUCACGUCACAAUCGUCAUCACCACCAACACCCUCGUCAACACAGCAACCAUGUUGCCUCUGGUACGGAUGGGGAGAAGCGCUCUUUCCGUCACGUGAUUGAGGACUGGUGCCAGGAGAAUGACCUGCAGUUCAUCCCUGAGCGCAAGCAACAUCACAGUGAAGGACCCUUGUACAGGAUCACCGACCGCGGGGAUGGGAAGGGUGGUAAGCUCGGAUAUUUCAAGGGCGAUAAGCUGUGCUUGCUUGUCAGGAAUGGUGUCGAGGAGAUUGGCGAGUCGGAGAACGACUUGGAAAGGCUUAUGACGCAUGUGAUGUAG